CAGGUUCGCUUAGUAACGGAUAAAUCGACAAAUAAACCAAGAGGCUAUGCUUUCAUUGAAUAUGUUCACACCCGUGAUAUGAAAGCUGCAUAUAAACAAGCUGAUGGUAAGAAAAUUGAUAACCGGAGGGUGCUUGUUGAUGUUGAACGUGGAAGGACUGUUCCGAAUUGGCGACCCCGUAGGCUGGGUGGUGGCCUUGGAACAACUAGAGUUGGAGGUGAAGAACUCAAUCAGAGGUACUCUGGGAGAGAGCAAGUACAACCUGGAGGGGCAUCUCAUUCUGAGGAACCAAGAAUGCGGGAUGAUCGAGAUCGGGAGAGGGAGAAGUCCCGUGAAAGGGUCAGGGAUAGGGAAAGAGAACGAGAAAGGUCUCAGGAGCGCUCUCAAGACAGAACAAGAGAUCGUGAGCACCGAGAGGAUAGGCACCAUAGAGAUCGUGAAAGAAACAGAGAUAGGGACAAGGAGAGAGACCGUGGUCGUGACCGUGACCGUGAUCGAGAUCGAACACGUGAUCGCGAUCGCGGUCGGGACCGUGGUCGUGAUUAUGAACGUGAUGGAGACAGAUCUCGUGAUCGAGAACGUGAUCGCAAUCGUGAGAGGGAGAGGGAUAGAGACCGGGAUUAUGAAGUUGGUGAUGCUGACAAUGAUCGUGGUCGUUCUCAUGAUAGAGAGUAUGACUAUGACAAAGUUGAAGCUAAGCAUGACCGAGAGCGGCAUGGCGAAAGAGAGAGAAACUAUGAUCAUGCGGAGCAGGAGGAUGAUCGUGGAUGGUAUGAACAAUCAGAUCAUGGGCGUAAGCGUCCAGAAGGGGAGCAUGACCAUGGACACUAUGACUAUUAUGAUCACUAUCAAGGUCAGGGACAGUAUGAUAAUCAAGGUGCCCAGGGUGAUGAUGACCGUUAUCAAGAUUCUGACCGAUAUCAUGACAGAUAUGAUCAGAUGGAUGAGGACAACUAUGGUUAUGAGCGAACAACAUCUGAGCCACAAGAGAAAGACCGAGAUUAUCAGCGUUCUGAUAGGUCGCUCUCUCACUCGCUCUCUCAGGAUUACUAGUACUAAUUACCAAUGCAAUGGUACUUGCGAGUUUCUUGUGCUUCGCUGCUAUUUUCCCCUGAAUAUUGAAUCUUUUGGUUGAUAAUCGGUUGGCUCAACACAAUCAUAAGGGUCUGAUUUAGAAGUUCUGUACCGAGUGCGAAUUGUUUUAAGUUUUUGUGUUUUGUGUGUUUUUUCUGUUUAUUGGAAGGAAAUUGUGCAUGUCAAGAACUUUUGUAUACACUCUAGCACUUGACUAUUUGCCUGGAUUCAGUCAUUAUAUGAGAUCUGCUUGUCUUGAAAUUGCUAUUGAUAA
This is a messenger RNA of Coffea eugenioides, 1348 nucleotides long. RefSeq names its product U1 small nuclear ribonucleoprotein 70 kDa-like. The transcript has 5 exons. The record is from RefSeq and is a predicted model, not a curated record. Lineage: Eukaryota; Viridiplantae; Streptophyta; Magnoliopsida; Gentianales; Rubiaceae. Bases 79 to 1053 code for a protein of 324 amino acids.